AUGUUCAGAACAACUAGAGGACUAGCUACAUUUGCGAGACUUUUGAGUCAUGAGAACCCAUUGGGCCUUCCCAAAUUCCAAAGGAAUGGCUCAGCUGCACCUGGACCCUCGAAAGGCCUUCCGAUAAAACAACCCAUUCCAAAUGUAAAAGACAUCAUCUUGGUAUCAUCAGCCAAAGGCGGUGUUGGAAAGUCAACUGUGUCAGUAAACACCGCUUUAGCUCUUCGAAAACUUGGGAAAAAGAUAGGUUUAUUGGAUGCUGAUAUAUUUGGCCCAUCAAUUCCACGAUUGAUGAACUUGAAAGGAGAGCCAAGAUUAUCACAAACUACAGGUAAGUUGUUACCGUUAUCAAACUACGGCAUUCAGACAAUGUCGAUGGGAUAUCUUGUUAAAGAUGAACAAGCAGUAGUUUGGCGUGGAUUGAUGGUGAUGAAGGCUAUCCAGCAAUUGCUUUUCGAUGUUGAGUGGUCUCCCAUUGAUUAUUUGAUUAUAGACAUGCCUCCCGGUACAGGGGAUACCCAGUUGUCCAUUAGCCAGUUGCUUAACAUUUCAGGUGCCCUUAUUGUCACUACGCCACAAGACAUUGCACUAAUCGAUGCUGCGAAAGGGAUUACCAUGUUCAAUAAAGUUAACAUACCACUUAUCGGAAUUGUACAAAAUAUGAGUCAUUACAUCUGUCCCAAUUGUAAUCACGAGUCUCAUAUAUUCAAGAGUAAUGGUGCAGAAAGAGUAGCCAAAGAAAAUGGGAUCAAAGUCGUCGCUAAUGUGCCCUUAAACGAAGAAAUUUGCCUUCAGUCCGAUCUAGGCAAACCAAUUGUUGUUUCAGAUCCGGAUUCCAAGGUUUCAAAAGAUUAUUUUGAUAUUGCAAAGGCAGUAAUGAACUUUAAAAUUUAG
Lodderomyces orthopsilosis Co 90-125 is the source of this 894-nucleotide messenger RNA. RefSeq lists its product as uncharacterized. The coding region runs from base 1 to 894 and encodes 297 amino acids. The transcript has a single exon. Gene Ontology annotation, molecular function: 4 iron, 4 sulfur cluster binding; ATP binding; ATP-dependent FeS chaperone activity. The record is from RefSeq and is a predicted model, not a curated record. Gene Ontology annotation, cellular component: mitochondrion. Lineage: Eukaryota; Fungi; Ascomycota; Pichiomycetes; Serinales; Debaryomycetaceae. Gene Ontology annotation, biological process: mitochondrial respiratory chain complex I assembly; iron-sulfur cluster assembly.